This is a messenger RNA of Synchiropus splendidus (mandarinfish), 3601 nucleotides long. RefSeq lists its product as uncharacterized. The transcript is spliced from 8 exons. The record is from RefSeq and is a predicted model, not a curated record. The coding region runs from base 546 to 2234 and encodes 562 amino acids. NCBI's taxonomy places the organism in Eukaryota, Metazoa, Chordata, Actinopteri, Syngnathiformes, Callionymidae.
AACGCGCAAAGAAGAACAAGUCUGCGUCAGUGAAACUCCCAACAGAAAGCAGGAGACACGGGAACCAGGACAGAACUUCCUCAAGAUGAAGCACUGCCUGCGGAGAGGAGAAACAGAAAGCAUGCAGAUAGUUGAGCGAUGCUUUUUUUCAUAAAUGAGAGGUGAAGACCAGGACUAGGACUUUCCCAAUGUUCUCAAGACAGGAAUCCAACCAGGAUUCCACAGACUGCGAGUAAUGUACUAGGAUUUUUUUGGAUAGUCAUUCAUAAAUGCCGAAGAAGUUCUUCAAACCCACCACACUCAAAGGAGAUACAAAGUAAAGGGCGUUCGGCUGUUUCUUCUACACCCUCAAGACAAGGACGCUGCUGUCAAAAGGGAUGCAAAUAAGGUAGAACAAAAGACAAGCCAGCCCAGCGAAUGACCAGGUCACGUGAGAGACAAGAAGGAAGAUGAACUUAAAGGGAGAUCUAAUGUGAAGAAGAACUACCACCAGAGACCAGGAAGAGAUUCACAAGUUCAACUACAGAAGACCUAAAGGAGUGAGCAUGCCUCUGGUGCGCCCUCUCUCCAUCCUUGUCAUGCACCUUGCCCUGGUGGCAUCAGCUGGGACAGGGAACCUGGCCCGCCUGGAGCGUUGGGUCCGGUCAGGCCUCCAGUCCCUGCAGUGGGACCAGCUGGAUCAGUGCCUGCGCAUGUUUCCACACGCUGAAGCCGAGUGCCGUCGACUGGGACAUGUUCCUCAGUCCUCCGUGGCUGUUUACGUAUCGGAACCACGCAACUCUGUGGGUAACCCAGACAAAGUCCUCGCCAUCCUCCCUGACUCCUACUAUUCAUCCGGAGGGUUGUUGGGAUCAAAGUCACCUGGCUUCAGUGUCGGCCAAGUUCUCAACCGAGGUUCGAGUCCUUACCGACACCAACAGCCUCACUCUGGCGCCGCGGCCCACGAUGCCAUCCUGGUGCUGGACCCCAGCCCCGGGGAGAACUUCGGACACCCUGUGUUCCUCUUCUAUGUGGAUGUGAACGUGACGAAGAAAAGAUGUGCACAUCUUGACGGGAUAUAUCUGGGUGAGGAGUGUUUGACGCUGGCGCUGAAGGGUCGCUGUCAGAACCAGCUGAAGCGUUGGCAGACGGGGCCUGAGAGGCUCAACAUGAACGGCCACGGACGGCUGUCGGGCGGGGCUCUGCAUCACGGGGUCUCCAUCAGCAGCACGGCCAGUCGCCUGGUGGAGAGGGCCAUGGGGGCGCUGUGUGAAGUGCACUUCCUUCCCCUGGUGAUUUCAGUGGGAGACAGCAACCGGACGCAGCGACUCAAAUGUGUGGACCAUGCAGAAUUCGCGAGAUGCCCUCAGACGUUGCCCAUGAGCCCGGCGACUUUGCCAGUGUCCAGCUGUGAACUGAACAAAAACACCAGGCGUUGCCACCAGCAGCCACUGGCCACACACCUCUCCUGUCGACUCUAUCAGACGUGUGACCACGCAGUGCUCCUCUCAGGGGGCUGGCAGCAACAGAUAACAUUCCAGGAUCACGUCCAGAAUCUUCAGAGGUUCUACAGAAUGCUCCGGAGCAACGGCUUCCAUAAAGAUCACAUCAAAACCUUUUUCGCCAGUGGAGGACAGAUUCCUGAAGACUUGGACGGAGCCUAUUCGGCAACAGAGAAGACGGUGAUUCGCAAUCACGUGUCGUACAUCUGCAGGAAGCAGCACUGCGCCGACACUCUGGUUCUCUACCUGAACUCGCCAACACGCAGCGACGGUACCAUGCUUCUGUGGGACGCCAACCUCAACGGAAUUGCUGAUUUAAAAGAGCGAUACUCCGUCAAUGAGCUGCUGGCUGACUUGGCAGGCUGCAAGGCGACUCGGGUUUUGUUAUUUGUGGAUCAGAGCUACAGCGGCGUUCUCUCCAAACGGUUGCGAGGAUCACUGAAGCAUACCAAUGUAGUUUUGAUUCAGAGCCAGAAAAGACAGGCUCAGACCCACCAGAACCAGAGAGCCAACCCCGGCUCAGACUGGUCUUACAUUGGCCCCUCAACCUGCCUCCUGGAUCACUUGGGAAAGCAGGGUGCGGGGAUGUCCCGUCUGCUUGAGCCAUGGCUCGGCCUGCUGAACGUGACUCUGGCAGGCGCCCCUUGCAACGCCACCCCGCCUUUGACGGACGGCGAGCUACGGCGGGAGUACCAAGGCUGCCAAAAUCUACCGACCGCACUGUGGCAUCAGAAACGCAGAAGACCCAACUAGGAGACGAGGAGCAGGACAGACAAGAAGGAGGGAGAGUGGGGAGCAACUCACGCACCGAAAACACACACUCGCUAGCGUGACACGCACUUGCAUAUCUGCUGAUGUGUGUCGACUUGGACUGUAGAUGUAUUUGGUGGACACCUGUGUGUGCGAGUCUUCUGUCCCAGGUCUGAACUCACUGUGUAACCGUAGCGGUGACAGCUCCUCCCAAAGGGAGUGUAGUGAACGCCGUGAGAAAAGUGUCUGUAUGGAAGCGUGUGAGUUCAGCGAAAGGACAGACACACCAUUGCUAGCUUACACUUGUGUGCGUAUCUGACAUCCCCCGGGGUUUUUUUUUAACAGUUUAGAGACAAUCAAUCCUCACCGUUUUGGUGUGUUUACUUUCUGUGACCCUGCUCUUUUUAAAUGUCCAAAACGUCUCCGUACUUAGCAUCCUGCAGUGUGACUUUUAAGUGGAAGUGAAAGAGGUUCAGGCAACUGGAUGCCGUUCGAUUCAGCUGUUUUCCUUGACAGUAUCAAUUCAAAUCAAUGUCCUUAGUCUUGUACGUUCUGUGGAAAUGACUCGCCACAUUUUUAACCAGAGAAUCAUGGGACCGUCAGCCCAUCUAUAAAAAGUCUUCACCGAAGGGGGAGGGCCCACUAGUUCCACAGAGGGCCACAGGUUUUUGUGCCAGUAUAUGAAGAAGACGCCUUUUCACCAGUCAGGAUUGAAGUGACUGUCAGUCUGCCGUAGGUUAAACUGCGUUGAUGUGAAUCGGCACCACCCCGGCCCUUUGAGGACCGGCUCGCCCAAGUCUGGUCUUGACUCUUGGCAGAGUCAGUCAGAACAUGAAAGGCUGCCAACGCAACAACAACACAUGACGGUUCAGCCACUAAGAGCACAAUACGUUAAACAAUCCAGUGCACAAACAUGGAAACUGCAGCAGUGCUGCAAAAGGUGCCAUCUUUAAUCCCCAUACAAUACGACAUAUUUCACUGGGAUUCAAUUGGAUUUGGAAAUUAACCAGAGCCAAAAAAAUGGACAUUGACAAAGUACUUAUAACAACAGAAAGGUGGGACAGAAUUAUUUUAAAGAAUCAACUGUAAAUGGAUUGUGUCAUUCGUUCAAAGAUAAAACUGUUAUGUGUGUGUGUCACAUCACCGAAAUACAAGCACACACUUUAACAAUAUCAAUAUGAGAAUUACUCCUUCCCUUUCACUGAAAACCUGGACGACGGAGUGAGUCUGUUUUGUACUGUUUUGUUCGGAAGUGAGUCCAAGCUUCCAAGUGUUUGUGGACAUGUGUAUAUUCACAGUAUCGUUCUGUACAGAGUAUUGAGAUAUGAUAAUAACGCAGAUUUCUGGUGGCAUGCAGUAAAAUCACAAAA